This is a messenger RNA of Sitophilus oryzae (rice weevil), 1051 nucleotides long. Its product is annotated as deoxyuridine 5'-triphosphate nucleotidohydrolase-like. Gene Ontology annotation, molecular function: dUTP diphosphatase activity; magnesium ion binding. The coding region runs from base 580 to 1002 and encodes 140 amino acids. The transcript has 2 exons. Gene Ontology annotation, biological process: dUTP catabolic process; dUMP biosynthetic process. The record is from RefSeq and is a predicted model, not a curated record. NCBI's taxonomy places the organism in Eukaryota, Metazoa, Arthropoda, Insecta, Coleoptera, Curculionidae.
AGGCCUGUGCCAAAAAAAAGUGUAAACAAUGGGCCUGCGCAAUGCAGCCUAACCAAUUCCACCAAAAAAUAAUUUUUUUAAUAUUUUUGUGUUUUGCCCCCAGGGUAUUUUUUUGGGGGGGAAGGCCUGUUCCAAAAAAAAGUCUAAACAAUGGGCCUGCGCCCAAUUCCACCAAAAAAUAUACAUAAAGAAUAAUAAAAAAGUAAACAUAUUAUUAUAACAAUAUUAUUUGCGCACCCCGUAUAUCGAAUAUAAUCUUACGCAAGGCCCAGCCCAGCCGUUAAAAGUCACAGUUCAUUCAAUUUCUGCGUCUCGAAUGAUAAUUAAAAAGGGAACGGCUACCGUUACUACCGUUUGCAUAAGUAAUUGGCGAAUGCAUGAUCUUACGCAACGCGCCCGCCCAGCCAACCACUUCAAGGUGUGGCAAUAUGUUGCCUUUCUUAGCGAGCGACAGGUAGUAAGUACGAUCUUUUAGUUACUUACUUGUAUUAAUCGUGAUAAUAGGUCGUCAUCGUUGUCGUAGUCGUCGUCGUCGUCGUUGUCGUCGUCGUCAUCAUCGUAGUCGUUAGAUUUAAUGCGAUGUCUGUUUUAAAGUUUAAAAAGGUGUCAUCGGAUGCGUUCGUUCCGGUCAGAGCAACCCCAUUAUCAGCGGGAUUGGAUUUAUUCAGUCCUCUCGAUUGUACAAUCGCCCCACAAUCAAAAUUAUUGAUAAAUACGGGACUGCAAGUGGAAAUUCCUGGAGGAUCUUUUUUGAAGAUUGAAGCUCGGUCAAGUUUGGCUUUGGACUAUUCCAUUCUUUGUGGAGCUGGUGUUAUUGAUGAAGACUAUCGGGGCGAAGUUAAAAUUUUAUUAUUUAAUAUUAGUAAUAAAAAGUUUGAAAUUAAACGGGGGGACCGAAUAGCACAGAUGAUUUGCCAUAAAAUUGAGUAUCCCUCGCUGAUUGAAUGUACCGAUAUGUCAAUAGAAACUGUUCGAGGCACAAAGGGUUUUGGAUCAUCAUAAAAAAAAUGUUUUUAAUGUAUGUAAUAUUUUCAAAUUAUAUGAAAAAUAA